AUGCGACCUACAGGCUCGUUCCUGGCAUUGGCCUCCGCGUUCGCCGUCCACACCGUCGUGGCUUUGGAUCCAUAUGAAGGCUAUGUCUUCGCGUACUUCACCGGAAACUCAAAGGCUGGCGAGAACAUUUUCCUAGCUGCAAGUUCAGGCAACAACGCCCUGUCGUGGCAGGAGUUGAACGGAGGCCAGCCCAUCCUCACCUCAUCCCUGGGAACCAAAGGCCUGCGAGAUCCAUUCCUCAUCCGAUCACCGCAGGGGGACAAGUUCUUCCUCAUUGCCACCGACCUGUCGAUCGGUUCGGGGACCUCCUGGUCGGAUGCAGUGCGGUUCGGAAGCCGAUAUCUCGAGGUUUGGGAGUCGACCGACCUGAAGACAUGGUCAAGCCAGCGUCACGUCCAGGUCUCCCCACCUGAGGCUGGCAACACCUGGGCGCCCGAGGCGUACUACGAUGAGGAUAUCAACGCCUAUGUUGUGUUCUGGGCAUCAUCUCUCUACGACGCCGCCGACACAAACCGCACGGGGGCAACUUACCACCGGAUGCUGUACGCAACUACCCAGGACUUCGUCACGUUCAGUGAGACCAAGACCUGGCAAGAUGCGGGCAUGUCUAGGAUCGAUUCUACCGUCCUGAAGUCCGACAGCGUCUACUACCGCUUUACCAAGGACGAGGGAGCCAGUGGGACGGGCUGUAGCGAUAUUAUCCAGGAGAGGUCGGGCUCGCUCCUCGCAACUCUGGAGUCAUGGACGACCGUCGCCACCUGCAUCGGCAGGGACGCAGGUACAAGCGCAGUGGAAGGCCCAACAGCCUUCAGGGCAAACCCGGGAGAUGUUAAUGGAGACAAAUUCUACCUCUUCGUUGACGAGUAUACCGGUCGUGGAUAUAUCCCCCUCGAGACUGCGGACAUUGCAAACCCGGACUGGGCGGUUUCGAGCUCCUAUGAUCUCCCUUCGAGCCCAAGACACGGCACCGUCAUCCCGGUCACAGCGGCCGAGCUUUCAGCUCUGACGGCCGGCUCCGCACAGCCCAGGUCAGCCGGUGCGGACGGACUUGCCACGGCACGGAAGGAUCGCAAGAACAGAAUCGUGCCCCGCGACAGCCCCGUGUUGGCUGGUCUGAAUGCCGACCCGAAUAUUGUAGCGUUUGGAGAGACCUACUACAUCUAUGCGACUAGUGAUGGUUUCCCUGGAUGGGGCGGCCAGACCUUCUACUCCUGGUCAUCCCAGGACCUGAGCACAUGGACUCGGUCGGAGGAGCCAUUCCUGGUCCUCAACGGCACAUCCGGCAGCGUUCCGUGGGCGAGUGGAAACGCGUGGGCUCCAACCAUCAUCGAGAGGGACGGGAGCUUCUACUUCUACUUCAGCGGCCACAACCCGACCUACAACCGCAAGACUAUCGGCGCCGCCGUCGCGAGCUCGCCCGAGGGGCCGUUUGUCGCGCAGCCAACCGCGAUGAUCCUCAACAACGAGGAGUUGACCACAAACCAGGCCAUCGACCCGGCGACCUUCCAGGACCCCCAGACCGGCAUAUACUGGCUGCUCUGGGGCAACGGCCGACCGUUGAUCGCCCAGUUCAACGACGACAUGGUAUCGAUCAACUGGGACACCGUCCAGAACAUCACGGGGCUCGUCGACUUCAGGGAGGGCCUCUUCCUAGUCUACCGCGAGGGAGUCUACCACCUCACCUACUCGAUCGACGACACCGGAUCCGAGAACUACCGCAUCGGCUACGCGACCUCCGACUCCGUCACUGGUCCUUGGACUUACCAGGGUGUCGUGCUCCAAAAGGACACGAGCCAGGGUAUCUUGGGGACGGGCCACAACUCCAUCCUCAACGUCCCGGGGACGGAUGUUUGGUACAUUGCCUAUCAUCGGUUCCACAUUCCGGAUGGCGAUGGGACCCACCGUGAGACUACCAUCGACAAGUUGACGUUCGACCAGGAGACUGGGCUGAUCGAGCCCGUGGUGCCGACGCUUACAAGCGUAGAGCCCUUCCCUAUCCCGGCUGCGUAG
Diaporthe batatas is the source of this 2010-nucleotide messenger RNA. RefSeq lists its product as uncharacterized. The coding region runs from base 1 to 2010 and encodes 669 amino acids. Gene Ontology annotation, molecular function: hydrolase activity, hydrolyzing O-glycosyl compounds. Gene Ontology annotation, biological process: carbohydrate metabolic process. Lineage: Eukaryota; Fungi; Ascomycota; Sordariomycetes; Diaporthales; Diaporthaceae. The record is from RefSeq and is a predicted model, not a curated record. The transcript has a single exon.